Messenger RNA from Pristis pectinata (smalltooth sawfish), 2855 nucleotides. Its product is annotated as tricarboxylate transport protein B, mitochondrial. The record is from RefSeq and is a predicted model, not a curated record. Gene Ontology annotation, biological process: mitochondrial citrate transmembrane transport. NCBI's taxonomy places the organism in Eukaryota, Metazoa, Chordata, Chondrichthyes, Rhinopristiformes, Pristidae. The coding region runs from base 208 to 1146 and encodes 312 amino acids. The transcript is spliced from 9 exons.
CGCCCUGCGCUCUCACAUACACGUCUCUGAGCAGAGGGCGAGACAGGAGGCAUCAGGAAGCAGCUCCGUCCUCGGCUCACUUUCCCACUGAGCCACCCCAGCCCAAGGUCGGCAACACCCCCCCCCCCACCCACCCCCGCCCCUCCCUCUCCCCUCUGCCCGGCUGAGAGUGCAGCGCCUCUCCCUGCCCCACAGAAGCAGCGAGCGAUGUCUGAAGCCAGCUCGUCCCCCAAACCUCGCUGCCUGGCCGCCGCUGCCCCAGCCGGAGCCAAGCUCACCCACCCCGGCAAGGCGAUCCUGGCAGGUGGGAUUGCAGGGGGCAUCGAGAUCUGCAUCACCUUCCCCACGGAGUACGUGAAGACUCAGCUGCAGCUGGACGAGAAGGCAAACCCGCCCCGGUACAACGGCAUCGGUGACUGUGUGAAGCAGACGGUCCAGGGACAUGGGGUGAAGGGGCUGUACCGGGGCCUCAGCUCGCUGCUGUACGGCUCCAUACCAAAGGCAGCGGUCAGGUUUGGGACGUUUGAGUUCCUGAGUAACCAGCUGCGGGAUCACCAGGGGAAGCUGAGCAACCGACAGAGCCUGGUGUGCGGUCUGGGCGCGGGAGUGUUCGAGGCGGUCUUGGUCGUGUGUCCGAUGGAGACCGUCAAGGUGAAGUUUAUUCACGACCAGUGCUCUGCAAAGCCAAAGUACCGGGGAUUUUUCCAUGGGGUCCGGGAGAUAGUCCGUGAGCAAGGGCUGAAAGGGACAUAUCAGGGGCUGACUGCAACGGUCCUGAAACAGGGCUCGAACCAGGCCAUCCGAUUCUUCGUCAUGACUUCACUGAAGAACUGGUACAAAGGAGACAACCCAGCCAAGGAGUUAAACCCUCUAAUCACAGGCCUGUUCGGAGCUACAGCAGGGGCUGCCAGUGUGUUUGGUAACACACCCCUGGAUGUGAUAAAGACCAGGAUGCAGGGCUUGGAAUCGCACAAGUACAAGAAUACCUGGGACUGUGCCUUCAAGAUAAUGAAGCAUGAAGGUCCCCUAGCGUUUUACAAAGGAACAGUUCCACGCCUGGGUCGAGUAUGUUUGGACGUUGCCAUUGUUUUCAUCAUCUACGAGGAGGUGGUGAAGGUACUGAACAAGAUAUGGAAGACGGACUGAAAUCGCCAGGGCCCCGUUGAGGGGUGGGGAGGGGGGUGGUGGGAACGGUGAGGUGUGCGGCCAUGAGAAGAAUGGGCAGGUCUCACCAACAAGAGAAACCGUGUAAAAGUUUAGAACUAGCCAAUGAUGCCAGUAUGUUUCCCUUCGUGUUGUCCAGUGAUAUAAUAUUUAGACUGUGAGAAAAUCAUGUUGGGUGAUUGAGAAAAAAUUAAUUUAUCAAUAUUGCUGGGUGUCCCAUGGACGGGUGAUGCAUUCCCUCUCAAUAGAUGGUACACCCAUUUUUAUGUAUUUGUGUGCCAAAGGGACGAAUCUUUUUAAUGUCCUUUUUAUUAUUUUGAGGUGUGGGACAGGGAGGGGAGGUCAUAAUUAAUUGCUUUCCAUGUCACCACCAGUGCCUACGGAUUGGGGUAAAGGAAUUGACUCCUGGGUUACCAAGGUGUGGGAAUUGGGGGAGUGGGUCAUGUGACUGGAUGCUGUGAAUUGUCCCAAAGAUGAGGAAACUUGGUGAGACGCAGUGGGAUCACAGCUCGGCCGUGAUCUCACUGGAAGAUGGGGCAAACUAGAGGGGGGGGGGGGUGAAGGGCCCUCUUGUCCUGUACGAUCCUAAGAAGGAAUGUGGGCCCCUGUCAUCCAAUGAAAGGCCAUUGUCCCAUUAAUCUCGUCUCACUGGGCUCUGCUCCUGCUGGUUUGAGUUUUCCCAUCAGUUCAAGCAGAGAAGGAGGUGCUACAAAAACUGGAAAUCUGAUAUCUGGAUGGGGAUUUGUCAGCAAACCAGCCAGCAUCCGUGGAGAAGGAGACAGCUCAACGUUUCCCAGGAGGUUGCCUUCUCAUCAGGACCAGAAAAAGUUAGAAAUGUGCCCUUAACUCGGUCCGAACGAGUGCCUUCUUCUGUGAAUCUAAAUUAGCUUUGAAGUUCAGGAUGACAGAGGAGGGGGUAGGCUCCUAGUUAUGGUAAUUGCCCUGAAAAUCCCUGUGGACAUCAUUCUCGGACAACCUUCCGCAAAAGGAAGGGAAGUAUUUGGAGCGGCUGCCUCUUUAGAACCGUCCGGCCAACGGUUCCACAGAGAGGAAAUUCCUUGGAGUCACGCGGUUGGAGAGCCCCCGUUAUCCACGAUGCGAAGCACCAAGCUUCGUUCUACAGUGCAGUCACCUGACCCACCAUGCGGCUCUGUCCAAGCACACGGCCAAUGUUACAGCAACAAACAAACUGCUGGAGGAACUCAGCGGGUCAGGCAGCAUCUGAGGAGGGAAGUGGACAGUCGACGUUUCAAAGGUUCUCGACCCGCUGAGUUCCUCCAGUAGUUUGCUUUUUGCUCCAGAUUUCAGACUCUGCAGAGCCUUGUAUCGCCAGUGUUACGGUAUCUGAUUUACCUUCAUAGUUGGCUGAGAGAGAGGAAGGGUUUCAUUCCCCAGGGUGGGGUGGAAAACAAAGAAUCCCAGAACUCUAUUGCCAUCCAUGCAGCUGAAACAACACACAGAAAUCUAUUUUUAAACCUAUUUUAUUCACCAGAAUGUUUGCAUCCCCUUUAAAACUGUGACACAAACCUUCCAGGGAUUGAAAACUGCCUUGAAACACCCCCUGUUCCCCCCCUCUCCUGCCAACAUCAUGUAACCUGUUCAAGCCAUCUCAUUUCAUUAUUGUACGACCUCUCUUAGUGUGGCCAAUGUUUACAACGUGAUGUAUUAAUAAAUUAACAACUGUGCUUCAA